Messenger RNA from Tetrahymena thermophila SB210, 1038 nucleotides. RefSeq names its product transmembrane protein, putative. The transcript has a single exon. NCBI's taxonomy places the organism in Eukaryota, Ciliophora, Oligohymenophorea, Hymenostomatida, Tetrahymenidae. The record is from RefSeq and is a predicted model, not a curated record.
AUGUCAGAAAUAGCUGCAGUUGCCAAGGCUGGGUUAGGUAUUGGCAGAGUUAUCACCAUAUUAAUUCCCUCUCUUGCAGGAGUCACUUACUAUUGUUUAAGAUUUAGUUAAACAUCUAAUGACUCCUAAUUGUUCUCAAAUAUUGAGGAUCCAGAGUAACUCAAUUUUUUUAAUUCUGAAGAGACAGAUAAUAUUCCUUUAGAGCUUUACUUAGACGGAAAGAGAGUAUUAAAUAAUCCUAUUCGAGAGCUUAAUAGACUUCUAUAAGGUCAGUAAGUCACAAAAAUAAAAAGGAUGGCUUAGAGUUUAUGGAGAUAUUUUCCUUCAGGUAUUGCCUCUAUUUUUACUUAAGCUUUGUUUAAUUAAUGUGUUAGACAUGAAUACAUUUUAGUUCACACAUAAGACUUCAUAAUCUCUGCAGAGAUUUCAAAGACAAAAGACUGCAAAAAUAAUGGAUGCUUUCAUUAAAAUUUAAAUCUUGACUAAGCUGCAUAUAAGGAUAGUUGCGAUGUUUGCAAUCAAUAAAACUAAAUUAAGAGCGAUGGAGCUUGCUUUUAAGUGAUGAUUUGGAAAGUAAGGAAUAAAGAUCAAAUUGCACACAUUAAAUAAGAAUAUAAAAAACGUUCGUUUUCAAGAAUUUUAAAAAAAUUCUCUUUGAAACAUUAAAACAUUGAUGAUAAUUUCUAAAUUAAUAAAUUACUUUUAUUAUGGACAAUUAUAAUCAAAGUGUAUCAAAUUAGCAGCCAAGAUACCUCGAUGACUGGAAAAUUCUACAAUAUUUUUACAAAGAAUUGUAAAACUUUUGCUAGAGCAAACUUAUACUUCUUACAAAAAAAAUUAGAUGUACAAAAGGUUUUUGAAUCCAUUUUUGGGUUAUUUUGUGAUAAACCUGGAUAUAUAUUUUUUGAUUAUAUUUCUGCAGGAGUUUAAGCAUCAGUCGAACUUGGAUUAUAAAAUUGGAAUGAAAAUUUUUAAACAAAUAAGAAAAAAUUAGAAGAUAUACUUAAAUAAAUAAGAAAUAUGACAAUCAAUUAUUGA